Schistosoma guineensis is the source of this 1287-nucleotide messenger RNA. NCBI's taxonomy places the organism in Eukaryota, Metazoa, Platyhelminthes, Trematoda, Strigeidida, Schistosomatidae. The record is from the annotation of a GenBank genome assembly.
AUUCAAACGUUGUGCGUUACGUAUGUUUCCACAAAAUUCCCCCAAAUACACGACAGACGAUUUGAUUUUUUGUUCCAUGAAAUAUCAAUAGAAGUGGGUAAUUAUAUAAUCAGUCUUCUCAAGUCGACUGUUAGACCCAUCUAUUUUUAAUGUUAUAUAAAUAUAUAUAUAUGAGUUAACAAAUUUCUAAUUGUCAUUUUGAUUUAAAGAACUCCGAAUUUUCGUUAAUGGAGUUCCCUAAUCUAGGAGCUAACUGUUCAGUGCCAACUUGUCGAAUGCUUGAUUUCUUACCCGUUCGAUGUUCUGGAUGUCAUGGUGUUUUCUGCAAGAAUCACUAUCUGUACGAUAGUCACAACUGUAAAAGUCCCGAUCUUAAGGAUAAACAGGUUCCUGUGUGUCCCUUGUGCGGAACCAUAGUCCCUCUGAAACCAGGCGAGCUUCCAGAUGUAAAAGUCGGAAACCAUAUCGACACAGAUUGUCGGUCAAAGCCAGCUUUAGAGUUAAAAGGAAAGUUAUUCACAAAUGCUUGCUGUGUCCCACGAUGCAAAAAGAAAGAACUUAUACCUUUUGUUUGUGAUAGAUGCAAAUUAAAUUUCUGUGUUUCGCAUCGUAAUGAAUUAGAUCAUGAUUGUAAGGGAUUUCAACAAAAUCUGAAUAAUUCUAGAAAGUUGUCAACUUCUGGUGCAGCAGCUCUUUAUAGAGCUAUCUUUAGCAAUUUCAAUGCAAAUUCGACUUUGAAGAAUGUAUCGCCAACAAACACGAUUCACUCAUCAUCACCUGUUGCUACUUCACUGCCAUAUAGUGUAAAUUCCCGUGAACUUCAGGAAGAAGAAGAUUUACAACUGGCUUUAGCAUUAUCUGAAUCACUUUCCAGUCGAACAUCUCAUUCACAACCAUCUAGAACAACACGUCAUAAUACCUCUUCAAAAUCGUCGUGUAAUAUUUCUUAAUUUAUUUCCUAUUUCUGUGUAUAGAGUAAACUCACUUUACGCCUCAGGUUAUAUAUGUUCAUGUACUAAUUCUUUGAAAUACAAGAUUGUGAUUAUGUUUUUCUUUCCUGGUAAUAUUUAAAAAGCAAACAUGUGUCGUGAUUUUACAGCUUACUUUUUUUUAACCAAUACAGAUUUUUAUUUAUAAAAAAGUGAUGUAAUUUACUGUUUCAAUUUGUUCUAGUCAGAGUUCAAUAUUAUUCCCUUAUUAUUAUUAUCUAUAUUCAGUGCGGGAAUUGUGUACAAGCUUAAGUUUGAUGAUGAUACUGAAUUCUUUCUCAAAUAGAGUUUAUUUUCC